Molecule: messenger RNA, 300 nt
Organism: Trichophyton rubrum CBS 118892
Lineage: Eukaryota; Fungi; Ascomycota; Eurotiomycetes; Onygenales; Arthrodermataceae
Exons: 1
Coding region: 1-300 (99 amino acids)
Source: RefSeq, a predicted model, not a curated record
AUGCCUGGGAUGGAAAAGCACCACAUAGAUAUUGACCUGGAGAUCUUCCCUGUCGCUGAAGAAGAGCAUUUGCUUGGCUUUACUGGAAAUAUAAUCAGGAGCGCUGACUACUCAAUCGAAAUAAACGAUAUGCCAGUAGAGAGAAUGGAUCGGCUCGGAGAAAUCCAUACCAUGAGCCCAAUCAUGGCGACACUUUCCGUCAUUGGCGUUCUUGUGCUCACUGCACUUGUUGGGCUGGCGGUACAAAUUGCCAACCUAUACGUGUUUCAAGUCAUGGUUUGCAAUGCGAUAAGCCGUUAA